CGCUGACAGAACGUCAGAAAUUCAACAUACCUCAACUGAGUCGGUUAAUAUUUGUGAAUAGUCUCUAUUUAUACGAGAAAAUAUCUAAUAAUUACUUGCAAAAGUUAUUUGAUAUAAAAUAUAGUUUCAAAAUAAUUUGGUGAACUAUUUUAUUAAUAAACAAUUCAGUGAGUGUUCAUCAACUAUCACUUCUUUGGUUUGAUUCUUAUUCAAGAUGUGGCUUAGUUUCUCUCUGCUCGCGACUCUAAUAAACGUAGGAGUAUCGUUAAGCGAAUCUGCGGAGUACGAGCAAAACGAGCUGUUAUCACCUUCAGUGAAUAGAAACCAAAACAAUGCGUUCAUAAAUAAUAAAAAUGAAUUGCCUACAAAACUCAAACAAAGAGCUUUUGAAAAAAUAAAGGAUCAUUCAAACUGGGACAAAUUUAAUUAUAAAGUUGAUCAAAACCUUCGGAGCAUCCCUGCUAAUACAGAACCACUCGAUGACACAAUAUUCGAUUAUUUAGAUGAAUUACAAACAGACGAGCUGGAUGAGGCGACAUUAAAUCAACUGUCAAACUAUCUGUCAUCACUUCUUUCCCAGCCGAUAUGGAACACACCGUUAGUUAUCGUUGAGGACCCGCUGCUGCUUGACGAGGCAGAAGACUCAAGUGAGCUUGACAUGAUGCCUUCUGUUAACAAGAGAUCAAGAUAUUAUCGCCGCUAUCCGUGGAAGCGUCAACACUCGAGGCCUGGAAAUUCACUCGACUACGAAUCAUUGCACCUAUGCACACCCUCCCGAAACGAUAUCUAUCAACUGUUGGUAGCUCUUCACCAAGUACGCAACGGAGAAAAACAAGCGACUGUUAACUUCUGCAAACGCCGUCGACCUGUCAGCAAAGUCUUCACCAGCAUUCGAUUCCUCGGACGAAGGAAGUAAUUGGUUUAUCUAUUAUUGAUUAAUUUAAUCAGAAAAGUAAACUCUUCUCUUAGCUCGAUAAUCGCAGCUCAAAUUGUCCGUUUAUUUAACUUUAAUAAUCUUUUUAUUUAUUUUUAAAUAAAAGUAUACCUAACAGCAGAGAC
Cotesia glomerata is the source of this 1059-nucleotide messenger RNA. RefSeq lists its product as uncharacterized. The transcript has 4 exons. The record is from RefSeq and is a predicted model, not a curated record. Lineage: Eukaryota; Metazoa; Arthropoda; Insecta; Hymenoptera; Braconidae. The coding region runs from base 215 to 916 and encodes 233 amino acids.